GCAGGUUGCAUAUCACACUUCCUGACCAGGAGCCUGGAUGGUCAACGCAUCGUUCUCGCGCCAAAUUGUAUCAUUCUUUGAUUUCAAUUUUUUGUUUUCCUUUCCGCCCACCUCCGUGGACCAGGUAGAGACAAACAAACUACCUUUUUUGCUGUUGUUGUUGUUGUGCUUUCGCUAACGUUAGAGCCGACAUACACCGGCGGCUUCUCUUCCACUCUCCCACCAAAAACGUAUAGAGGACAUCCAAACAAAAAACCAACAACAACACUAUAGCUAUAGCUUCCACGCUCAAACUUGCCCGAGAGAGGAAGAAGAGGAUCGACAGCAUCACUUUGCGCUUCUCUUUGUCUCUCUUUGAAUCUGUAUGAAUAUUUUCGAAACGCUCUCAUACGACGUCCCACUUUUUUCUAAUUCCCAAAUCGGUCUGGAUUUUUUCUUGUUCUCGGUACACAGCUCUUCCGUAGUCUCAUAUUCGUGGAACAGCAAGAGCAAAGGGAAAACACCAGGCUGUGGUUUCCAGAUCGUUUUCCUCCCUUCUCACGGGUGGAUUUGUAUCGCUUCCAAACGUUGUGUAUCGAAAAUACCUUCUCGUCACUUUUUUUCUCUUCUCUCAUCUGCUUUCUUUUUUUUUUGGUUUUCUUUUCUGCUGGCGACGAUAGAUCUAUCGCUGUUAUUCAGAUCAUUGCGUUUCGGCGGUGUGCGUUCUUUUGCUCUGUUCGUAUUGCGCUGCAGUGGGAAGCACCGUGACAAAGGGGAAAAGCCGAAUCAAAACAUCAAAUUCGAGCGGACAGUAAGGGGAUCGCGGAAGGUAGGUCUCCUUUUUUUUGAAGACAUUUCUCUAUGUACUGUUGGCUUGAUUUGUUCUCUUUUUCCUUUUAAAAAGAUCUUUACUUGCCCCUUUCUCCUCUUACGGUCAUCAGACACAAAGGGGGAAAAGGGCUAGCCGGAACGCUAGUGAGGGCCGUUUCCUCACACAGAUACCGGCAGCGGCGGCAGGAAUAGACUUCGACGGUCACGCCACCAAACUUUUCUCUGCAUUGUUUUUUUCGUGCUCUUUUUUUCUUCACAACUCCAGUUGUUCUGCUUUGCUGGAUUUGCAAGGCGCAUUUUUUUUUUUCGUAGUUGCUGGUUUGACCCUCCUCACGAAUUAGCAAUGAGUGAUAAUUUCGAUAGAAGCGGCUCGUGCUCCUCGCGGUCUUUCCCCCCCGCAGGCGGGGGCCGCAGUGCGCACCCAGUCACCUCCUCGCUCGAUAUGUUUAGCGCUGCGCUGCAGCAGUUCUCCACGGUCCCCCCGGCACCACCAAGGGUGGCCAACUCACUUACUUGGACGCGAAGUACACCGUCAGCAGCAGCGGGAGGGCGGCGGCACGUGGAAUGCGACAGCGACGGCUUCGUCGAUAGCGAUGAGGAGAGCGAGGGGGCAGGCGGUGACGUCGCACGUCCGGCACGGAGUGCGACGUCGUCCUCAACGUCCUCGUCUGACUCUGCGUGGGGCACCUUCCACGGCGGCGAGCCGCAGCUGGCGAUGUGCAACUUAGGCGACGUCGCAACCGGUGGCACGGACGACGACGGUGCUGAAGACGGCUUCCUCUUCGUUCCCGACCCCAUCUUCGAUCUCAGCUCUCUUCAGGACAAGCCAGUUAUGCCGUGCCUGCGGCAGGACCAAAUCCCCAUCGGCGCCACCGUGUGGGUUGUGGAUGAGGACGACGUGGCGACGCAGUUGAAUUGCUACUUUACUGCCGCCUACCCGCCCAUCUGCAACGGGCGGUUGAGCGGGACAGUGGUGCGCCACACCGGCCUCAUGACGCUGGUGCGCUUUCACAAUGAGGCGGCCGACCUCUACUUUUCGUUGUGCGUGCCGACCUCGUGCCUGUCGCUGCAGCCGGUUGAAGCAUAUGAGAGCUCGCCGCGGCACGGGGAGUCGUACGGCCUCUGCUCGGGCGCCUAUGGGAUGCUGGGUCCUCGCGCUGUCGGAAGCGGCCAGGCGCAACCCGCAGGCCCCACCGUCGUCGUCCGGCGUUACCUUUACGAGGCGAUGCCGGCCUACGAUGCCGAGAAGCUGCGCGGCACGGCGCUAGAGAAGGCGCAGGAGCUUUUCUUUCAAGGCAACUACGAGAAGGCGUUGACGGAGGUCAACGCGUAUUUAGCGGCGAGUAGUUUUAAGAGCGGGGAGGGCGUCAGGGCGCGAAAAGCGCAUUCCACUUCGGUGGUGGACGCCUUUGUGUUGCGCUCCCGCGUUUAUAUAUUUUUAGAGCGGUACGCCGAGGCCUUGGAGGACGCCCGCACCACUGUCACGCUAGAGCCGCGGUGGGUGCGAAGCCACUUGAGCAUUGCGCGUGCCCACUGCGGGCUAGGGCAGUUCACUGAGGCAGCCGUCGCGAUCGCCCACGCGUACAUUAUGCUGCCUUACAGCUCCGAGGUGGAGCGUAUCAAGGAGCUAAACGGGUACAUGUACUCGCUGCAGUCGCAGCUGCGCAGCGAGCGGGCGGGUUGUUACUUAAUUUUAGAUAGCUUGUACCGUAAGCGGCUGCGUGUCAACGCACCCACCGCCACCGGAGUGUCGAUCUGCAAAGAGGUGACCCCCAUCGUCGCCACGCACUCGGUGUUCGCGGCGAAGGGGCCGAUGCACCACUGCGCCGUGUGCUUUCGUACGCUGAGCAGCAACACCCCCGUGACCAACGUGGACUCCGCAGCGUGCUCUGGCUGCUCCGGCGGUCCCUCGGGCUUCGAGGCGGCGCACACGUCGCCGUCCACGGUGGUCUCGCCUGCGAUGUCCACCCCCGUUGGCGCCGAUCCGGAGGAGAACACGCAGUACUGCAGCACCGAGUGCGAGCAGCGCGCCAGCCUCUAUCGCCCGUUAGAAAUCAAACACCGCGUCGCGCUCGAUAACGUGCGCUCGCGAAUCUUGUCGAAAGCGGCGGUGACGUUGAAUGUUCUGCCGCUGGAGAUGACCGCCAUGGCGGUGCGGCUCUUUUUGAUGGUCGUCACGACGCACCGGCGGCUGUGUGCGAAGCGGCGCCUUGGGGAGUCAAGUCGACGCGGCACCGAGAGCACCGGAUCGCGUUGCACAACAGAAAAGGACGGCGAGGCGAAUGCGACAACAACGAGCGGACUGCAGAACGCGUGGGACUCGUCCGCGUCGUCGCCGGUGUGCGUGGAGACGGCGCUGCAGCGACUAGGAGUGUACCCUGUGUGCACGGAGCUGCUGCAGAAUAGCAGGCUCGAGGAGCUGAAAGCCAUCUACGACAUGCUAACGGUGGACUUCAAGGCGGAGGACCGCACCACCUUUUCGUACCAGCUGUUGACGCAGCUGUACUGCUACGUGAACGCGUACUUUACCCCGGUGGAUGCCAACGCGCUGCUGCCACCCGAUGCCGCCGGACGCCCCGCUCAACCCCUCACCGUAUACUACCUCCCCAUUUACGUCGGGUGCAUCGAGUUGGCCAAGACGAUCUCGUACAGCGCCUCGGGCCGCCGGCGCGACGGCAACCCCGUGGGCGUCGCGGAUGCAGCGGCGGAGGAUCAGCUGAUGUGCAAAGUCAUCGGCCGACCUGCCCUGGACGAAGCGGCGGAGACGAAGACAGAUAAUGACGGGGCGAAACAAGAGAGUCCCGCCCUGGCGGCGAGCAACAACGAGGCCAACUGCACCGUGCUGCCAGCGACAAGGACGGCGCUUUUAGAGCUAUUGACGGUGGCGCCCGUUAGCCCGGAGCACAAGCUGCGUUGUGUGCCGGUCUCGAUGAUAUUUAACUCCGACGCGGCGUGA
Leptomonas pyrrhocoris is the source of this 3766-nucleotide messenger RNA. RefSeq lists its product as hypothetical. NCBI's taxonomy places the organism in Eukaryota, Euglenozoa, Kinetoplastea, Trypanosomatida, Trypanosomatidae. Gene Ontology annotation, molecular function: Hsp90 protein binding. The transcript has a single exon. Bases 1253 to 3766 code for a protein of 837 amino acids. The record is from RefSeq and is a predicted model, not a curated record.